CUAUGUUUGUCUGAUUUGUCAGCUUUCACUUUCACUUUGGACCAUUCCUAAAUUGAGAAUAAUCUGAGAAAAGGUUAACUUGUUUGUAUAUAAAGGCAUUUUGGAUGUAUGUGUGUAUUUUUUCUGCACAGAUGUGAACCAUGAUAAAAUGCCUUUCUAGGUCAAAAGUUGAAAAUGAAUAGUUUAGUAUAGGGAAGUUUGCUGCUGUUGUGGUGGUCAUCUUUGUUGUCUCUUUUAGAAACUUACCUAAGGGAUUAAGAAUAAGAAUGGAUGUAACAUGUGCUUGUAUACACUGGUAACUAAUUCUGACUCACUGCUUUACUUGAACCAGCCCACCUGUUUGAAGCCAGUGUGUUUGUCAGGGGGUCCAAAUUUCGGUUUUUUAAUUGCUUUCUCCCCCAUGCUAUAAAUAUGCAGAAACAGGGGAGUAGCACUAAUUUUCUACUUCACCAUUUAUAAGAAACAUGUAAGUUGGGUGGAUGGCCAAGUCUGUUAGCUAUAGGUGAUUGUGAGAAUGUUCUUUAUGAGAUCGUGAACAGUUUUUUUCUUUCAUGCUAUCCGUGCAUGGCCAUAUUAUGUCCUCAUUGAUCUUAUAACCCUCCGAGCCUUCUCACUUGAGGGUCACAGGUGAAGCCAUUUGCAGAUAUACACAGGUAGUUUAUUGCCACCUCAAUCAAUGGCAUAUCUCUGUGGUCAAGUUCAGUCCAGCACCGCAGUGGUGAUAGCUCGAGCUUAUUUGUCAAGUGAGUGAAUGCAGAGUGAUAUAAUGCUGGCUGGUUAGGUGAUAGGUUUAUGUUAACAAGCUUUCUGUGGGUCAGGUGUGUUUGUCGUAUGGGAAGGGGCUGCACAGGUAAACUAGGUCAGGCCUGGUUUCUGGCCUAAAUCCCAAACCAUCUAGUAAACACUUGACGCAAUCUUCCCGUAUAAAACUCUUGAUGAGUCCAUGAAUGGUUACUUCAGAAGAACUUUUUCACCUGGCUCGUUAGCUCAGGUAGACUGUGCGUUCACGCAGGGUUUUAGUGGCAGGUUAACCUUCUUCCGUUUAGGGUCAUUGUUCUGUCAACUGCAGACAGUACAUUUGUGUGGCCUGAUGAGGUACACUUAUAAAGUCUCUAUCCCUCAUGGAUGUAUUGAUAAUAUAUCACCUGUUGGUGUCACACAGCUGAAGACGUGCCACGUCGUGCCACCUUUGCAUUGAAGAGUGAAUAGUUGGAUUUGAGCGCCUUUGCCAUGCCUCUCCUGGAGUCCGAUGUGAGGGAUGUAAACAUGGCGGGUGACCUUGACAUUGAGCCAAGGACACGUACAGGGUCGGGGGCCAGUGGGCUCAAGUCUCUGAUUCCAGGAAAGUUACGCACCAGAAGUAAAUCAGGUGACGAACAAGCCAACGUAGUCAACAAAAAUAACAACGCAUCACCGUCUACGUCCAAGAUGAAGAGCUUCUUUGAUUCUUUUAGGCCACGUUCUAAGUCGGAUUUAUCCGGAGUGAAAAAACCAAAGAAAUCUGCCGGUCGCGAUAUAGCGAGUGGCGACCGUCCAAGCAUGGACAGGUCAAUGGACGAAUCGCAGUUACUUGCUGCAACGAGGACAGGUUUUGGUGAACAGACCAGCCCAUUGGGGCCAGGUCAACCUUCUGGAAAGGUCACUCCAAGGUCACCACCCACAAUGCCACAAGGCACAACACCAAUGGGACAGAUACUAGAGGGACAAAUGUACAAAAAUAAGGAUAACAUAGCGGACAGUAAAAAUAAAUUAACAACGCCGAGUCCUGUAGGAAAGUUCAUGAAUACUUUCCGAGCGCGUUCGAAUUCGGAUUCCAAGGCCAAACGACCGGAAAGGCCAAAGGUUAUCAUGCAGAGAAGCCUUAGUCCCCCAACAACCCCAACAAUGGACGGUUACCGUCAAGGAAUGCAAUCCUUGAGGCUGUCCCCACAUGACCCCAGCAAGCCAGGGUCACCACGGGGGUUUUUUGCCAACGAUCAUUUACACGCCAUCAUCUACAAGUCUGAUCUUCAUAGGGUACAUUCCGAGUCUGAUAAAGACCAGUCUAUGGAAAUAGAAGACUUGGAUGAAAAUCAGGAUCAAGUUUUCGCAAAAUUUAUGAAAGCUCACAAGUGCUAUGACCUCAUUCCCACUAGUGCUAAGCUUGUUAUAUUUGAUACCCAGUUAAACGUUAAGAAAGCCUUUUUUGCCCUCGUUUACAAUGGUGUAAGAGCGGCACCUCUCUGGGAUAGUGCAAAACAGAAUUAUGAGGGUAUGCUGACGAUCACAGAUUUUAUCAAUAUCCUACAGAAGUACUACAAGUCUCCAAUGGUAAAAAUGGACGAGCUGGAAGAACACAAGAUUCAAACCUGGCGGGAGGUGCUGAAGGACAAACACCGGCCAUUUGUGUGUAUAGACCCCGAUGCCAGUCUGUUUGAGGCCAUUAGGAAGUUGAUACAAAACCAUGUCCACAGGCUGCCUGUGGUGGAUCGCAUCACCGGUAACGCCAUCUACGUCUUGACGCAUAAGAGGAUCCUGCGCUUCCUCUAUCUCUAUAUUAAAGAACUGCCCAGCCCCAGUUUCAUGAAGCAGACCUUGAAGGAGCUUGGCAUAGGAACAUAUGAUAACAUUGUGACGACGACACCCGACACGCCCAUCAUCAAGGCACUGAAUCUGUUUGUUGAUCAUCGGGUGUCUGCAUUGCCUGUUGUGGACAGUCAGAACAAAGUGGUGGAUAUCUACGCGAAAUUUGAUGUCAUUAAUCUGGCAGCAGAAAAAAGCUACAACAACCUUGAUGUGACGAUAAAACAGGCCCUGGCCCACAGGAGUUGUAACCCAAACACUAGCUUUGAAGGUGUGGCCAAAUGCAAGUCAACAGAUUCGUUAGCAGCUGUGAUGGAGAGGAUAGUCAAAGCUGAGGUGCAUCGCCUAGUGGUGACGGAUGAGGAGAGUCGUGUUGUGGGCAUCGUGUCUUUGUCAGAUCUGCUCUCGCACCUAGUACUUAAACCUAUGGGUGUGGAUGUGCAGAAGAAGAAUUAAUCCAGGCACCACGUAUAGCCUGUCUUUAGUGAAUCUGACCCCCAGGGAAAGGCAAAGUGAGGAACGUGAACAAGGAAUAAGAAAGACAAGCUGACUGUAUGGUGAAUUGCCCUUUCCUGUAGCCUAGCUGGUUCUGUACAAAUCGAGAUUGAAUGUCUACCAUUACAAGCUCUUUAACUGGGCUGUCAGAGAUAUUCUGCUCCUCAGAGUGUGAGCAAGAUCAGCGACUUUGCCAGUUUCUGUAUGAAGAUUGGGUUAAAAGGGGGACAGUGAGUCCCAGUUUUCCCUGGCGCCAAAGAGUGUUGGCUGAUCAGGUUGUCUCCCCUGAUGGUCUGUAUGUGGUGGUGUUGUUGUAGUAGCAGCGUUAGUGAAGAAGACAACAGAUUGUAUUUACUGUAGUCGGGAAUUCUGCAUGUGGUACAGUGCUGUGUCAAGAGUAGGACCUUGACACUGAAGAGGCUACUGACCACCAGAUAGAUCCCUUGUAUACAAAAGUGUUAGCAUUUAGUGUAGCAUUCUACAAAUUGCAUUACCAGGAAAAUGUGACAAUCUGUAAUUUGCCUUUUUUUGUUACUGUUGAUUUUUUUUUUUUAAUUUGCUAAGAAUUUUGCAAAUUAAAGAAUUUUGUUAAGAAUGCGAUAUUCCUGUUCACCCAUAUGAGCUUGAGUAACGAUUGUUUUUUUUGU
Liolophura sinensis is the source of this 3704-nucleotide messenger RNA. RefSeq names its product 5'-AMP-activated protein kinase subunit gamma-1-like. Gene Ontology annotation, cellular component: nucleus; nucleotide-activated protein kinase complex; cytoplasm. The transcript is spliced from 16 exons. The record is from RefSeq and is a predicted model, not a curated record. Gene Ontology annotation, molecular function: protein kinase binding; protein kinase regulator activity; AMP binding. Gene Ontology annotation, biological process: protein phosphorylation; regulation of catalytic activity. Bases 1231 to 3018 code for a protein of 595 amino acids. NCBI's taxonomy places the organism in Eukaryota, Metazoa, Mollusca, Polyplacophora, Chitonida, Chitonidae.